Molecule: messenger RNA, 1118 nt
Organism: Salvia splendens (bonfire salvia)
Lineage: Eukaryota; Viridiplantae; Streptophyta; Magnoliopsida; Lamiales; Lamiaceae
Product: cyclin-B2-4-like
Exons: 6
Coding region: 227-544 (105 amino acids)
Source: RefSeq, a predicted model, not a curated record
AUUGCUUUCCUAUUGUUUACUUCCAUUAUCGUUCCUAUUUCGUAAUAUAUUUCCUAUUUGAUUUCGUCAUUUCAUUGAAUUCGUUGCAUAAUCUGAGUAAUUGUAGUUGUGUGUUGUGAGCUCGGUUCAUAAUUGGGAAGCCACGAGCUAAGUUGGUAUCAGAGAGAUUUUGUCUCCACUGAUUAGCCAGAAACGCAGAUUCUGCUGCGGAGUCCUUGAUUUGGAGAUGAUGAAGAUGGGAUCGGAUGAGAAAUUUCCGGGCGUGAUCAUGCCUUCUUCAAACGCUCAAGUUGGUGUGGGGAAUAACAGAAGGGCUUUGAGUGUAAUCAAUAGGAACAUCAUUGGAGCUCCUCCUUACCCUUGUGCUGUUCACAAAAGAGGGGUUUUGACAGAGAAAAACGAGGCCGGUGGUAAGAACUGUGUCGGUCCAGUGCAUCGUGCUGCGCAAGGAAGUAUGCUUCUGGAUUGGCUGGAAAAACACUGCAUUCCCCUCACUUCAGAUCCAGCCAGCCUAUACGUGCCUGUUACUGCAAGAUGCAGAUGAGUGGAUUCAGUGGAGACUCAGGUUGAUCAACUUGACUUUCUCCGACUCGAGUGAGAUGAAAAGAACUCAGAAGCGUGCGUGCUUUCAAAACCUCAAUCCACUAAUACUAUUAACUAGUAUAGGGAAGUAAGGAUCGAUCCCACAGAGAUGAGGCGUUUGGCAUUUGUUUGCGAGACACAGAUUGGGAAAGGCAGCAGCCACGCUUUCUAGGAGGUGGGUUACAUUAACUACUGGACUUGAGAAACUAAACUAACUAAACUGAUCUAACUCAUAAAAACAUAACUAGUCUACUUGAUCAACUUAACUAACUUUCCAUAAAUUGACAAACAGAAUAAACGUGGACUGUCAGUCCCCUGCAAAAAGCACUGUAAAGUAAAACUUUUCUAACAACUUCAUCUUCUUCAGGAAAUCAACAUGGAAAGCAGAGUAAAGAACAGAUCUGAAAAUUAUGGAAGAUGAAACAUCAGAACAACUUAUAAAAAUAAAUCUACUUCUAAGAUCUAAGCUACGACCACGUAAACAAAAAAAACUAACCCAUAAUCAUGCAGAAACAAAACUUAAACUCGUAGAUCUA